CCCGCAGCAGCGGGGCAGCGGAGAGGAGCGAGGAGGACAGACCGACGGAGGGACGGACCGACGGGGACGUGACUAGCAGGUGGGCAGCAGCCGUUGCAUCGCCGUCUCCUCCGCGGCUCAGCCGCCUGGUACAUGAACCCGCGCGCGUGGGAACGAGGAGUCUGACCGUCGACGCACUUUUAAGACAGACGAAGAGAGGAAGGAGCGAAGGAAGGAGGCGAGGGAGGAGACACAAGGAGUUGACAUGCAGGUACCGACAGCGAGGAGGAGGAGGGUCCAGUGUCCCGCGUGCUGGUGACUGUCUUCAGCCUUCACCCGGUGGCCAUGAAGGACACGGGGGAGUCAAAGGAGCACCAACUAACGGUUGCCUUGAGGAUCCGACCCCUCAGCGAUGCCGAGCAGGAGGAGGCGGCUACGGUCGUGGCCCACAGAGUGGACGACCAGAUGGUGGUUCUGAUGGACCCCAUGGAGGACCCCGAUGACAUCCUGCGUGCCAACCGCUCCAGGGAGAAAACGUACAUGUUUGAUGUGGCGUUCGACUACUCAGCCAAUCAGGAGGAUGUGUACCGGGCCACAACCAAAGGGCUGAUUGAGGGCCUCAUAUCAGGCUACAACGCCACCGUGUUUGCAUACGGACCCACAGGCUGUGGGAAGACGUACACCAUGCUGGGGACCGACAAGGAGCCGGGCAUCUACGUCCAGACGCUGAACGACCUGUUCCGUGCCAUCGAGGAGACGAGCGACGACAUGCUGUACAGCGUCUCCAUGUCCUAUCUGGAGAUCUACAAUGAGAUGAUCCGGGACCUGCUGAACCCAUCCUCGGGCUUCUUGGACCUGAGGGAAGAUUCUAAAGGCGUGAUCCAGGUUGCUGGAAUCACCGAGGUGUCGACCAUCAACGCACAAGAGAUCAUGGAGUUGCUGAUGAGGGGCAACAAGCAGCGCACACAGGAGCCGACAGCCGCCAACAAGACGUCCUCUCGCUCCCACGCCGUUCUGCAGGUCGCCGUGAAGCAGCAGAGCCGCUGCCGAGACGUCCUGCAGGAGGUGCGCUUUGCUCGCCUCUUCAUGAUCGACCUCGCCGGCUCCGAACGAGCGGCACACACUCAGAAUAGGGGUCAGAGGUUGAAGGAGGGGGCCCACAUCAACCGCUCCCUCCUGGCUUUGGGCAACUGCAUCAACGCCCUGAGUGACAAAAAUGGCAACAAGUAUGUCAACUAUCGAGACAGCAAGUUGACUCGACUACUAAAGGACUCGUUGGGCGGGAACAGCCGGACGGUCAUGAUAGCCCACAUUAGCCCCGCCUCUGUGGGCUUUGAGGAGUCUCGGAACACGCUGGCGUACGCCGACCGUGCCAAAAGCAUCCGCACACGGGUCAAGCAGAACCUGAUCAACGUGUCCUACCACGUCGCUCAGUACACCAACAUCAUCUCAGACCUGCGCUGCGAGAUCCAGCGGCUCAAGAAGAAGAUCGCAGACCAGGCGAGCCGGCAGCUCAGCUCCGACCGGGCCGACAUCCGCCAUGUCCAGGCGGAGGUCCAGGCCCACUCCAGCCACCAGAGUCGGGCGGAGAUGGACCAGUUGAGGGAGCAGCUGCUGGAUGCCUUCCGCAAACAGAUGGAGAUCAGGAGGAACCUGAUGGAGCUGGAAAACAGCAACAUGGAGGUCCAGAUCGACACCUCCAAACACCUGUUGACCAUUGCAGACUGGGAACAGGAGCGCAGUCGACGCAGGAGGAAGUGGCGCGCUGAAAGGAGGAAGGAAAGUGUCAAGAAGGACGAGAGCGAGAAGGACUCCGACUCCCGGGAGUCUCCUCCAGACGGCACGGAGACCCAGCAGGUGGCGCUGGCCCGAGAAAACCUGGUUACACUCGUGGCGGAACAGAAGAAAAUCCACAAACAGAAGGCGUUGCUCGAGCGCAGGUUCCUGGAGCUUCGGGAUCGGGCCCGGCGCCUGGAGGAGCUGCUGCCUCGCCGCGUGAGCUCGGAGGAGCAGCGCGAGGUCCUGAGCCUCCUCUGCAAGGUCCACGAGCUGGAGAUCGAGAACACGGAGAUGCAGUCCAACGCGCUGCUCAAGGACAACGUCAUCCGCCACAAGAACUUUGUGGUGCAGCGCUUCGAGCGGCACAGGCACCUGUGCGACGAGGUCAUCCAGCAGCAGAGGCAGUUCAUCGUCGACCACAGCCUGUUGGUGCCGCCGCACCUCCAGGAGCUGUACGAGAUGUACAUGAGGGCGCUGGAUGAGGGGAAGCUGGACAGAGCCAUGGCCCUGGACAAGGUGACCACCAGACACACCAUCAAGGAGGGCUCUCUACCCAAGAUCACGCUGCCCGGUCAGGGUCGUGACAACAUGCAGGACUUGGACUCGGACCAGGAGAGCGUGCGCAACAUGUACUCUGAUAUCAGACGAGGCCAAGCCAAGAUCCGUAGACACACUUUGCCCCCCAUUCUGCCCGAGCCGGAGCUCGACAAUAACAGAGUUUUUAAGAGCAGUCCUCAUGCCAGGCAAAUGAAAAGCUCCUCUGUCGUGACUCCGCCUCCCAUCCACAUAAACGGGAGAGGCAACAGAGAGCUGCAGCCGCUGGCUCCUGAGAGCUCGCUGAGCUACAGCGUCAGCAGCCACCUGGACUCGUCACCCGAGAGCAGCGAGGCCGGGGCCGACAUCCCCCUGUUACAGAGCGAGCGGCAGCAGAUCCUAAAGGGGGUCCAGAACAUCGUAGUGAAAGCCGCCCGUCGGCGCUCCAAAGCCCUGGAGGUGGACGCCUUGCGGUUGCCCCGCCCCCACUCCCCCCUGGACCCCAAGAAGCAGCAGAGCAGCCUCUCUCUGAGCGAAGCCCCCCCAAGAGGUUUGCCCAUGCGCCGCGGCAGGCAGCCCAGCCCCGAGCUCAGACACGCCACCUCGGACGACAACCUGUCCAGCAGCACGGGCGAGGGGCCCGGCCUGCAAGUGACCUGGACCCGGCCACGGAACCGCCAGGUCGCCACCAAGACCCAAACGGACCUCGAGGCUCGCCGCAAGAAGAGGCGCUCUCGCUCCUUCGAGGUCACUGGCCAAGCACGGCCUCAAACCAAGACGGCCACAGCUCAGAGGUUCCGUCCUCUGGACAGCACAUCCGACCACCAUCUCUACAACGUGCAGCCGCAGGCCCCCAUGCUCCGCCCCCAGUACAGAGGGGUCCCUCCUCUCGCCAAAAUCCGGACGCCCCACAACAUCCAGCAAACAGGUGAACCGCCGAGACGCGCUCCUCUGCAGCGGGCUUCUCACCCAGCUUGGUUUCCUCUUCCUCGUCUUCCUCCAGGCUCGAGCGCGGAGCCCUCCAGCGCCCACAUCAACAGCCUGAAGCGAGGGCCCCAUCUGCGUCAGCCCCAGCCCCUCCUCUACCUCACCACCACAGGCACCGGGGGCCAGCGCACACGCAGACACUGAGCCGCCGCCCACCGUUCAUCCGUACCACCAGCAGUAACACCCAAACCAGCGGCGCCUGGAGGGGAACCCCCGAGAGCACCCUAACCCGACCUCGCGGGGCGGUACCACGGCGGCGACCCGGCUCCACGCAGGUCUCGUCCGGGCUUUGCUGUGUACAUUUGCGAGCUCUGUUCCGUCACGUGUUUCCAGCUUACCGUGGUGCUGAGCUGUGUGUCAUCCUGAAGUCAGGAUGGCGUCACGCUCCCCGUGCUGCACUGUACUCAUGUCUGUGCGUUCCGAGUAUUUACGGUUUGGUCAUGAAGCCUUCAGCUGAUUGGGGAUGUUUAUGAGGGCUCAACCUCAUUGUCAUGAUAUCAAUGACCAUCGGGAACUGAGUUGCUUUACUAGACAAAGCAUAACAAAUUAAAGGAUAUGACACUAAUGGCAAUGUAAAUUGGUAUAAUAAGAAAUGGCCUACUGUCAAAUUAUUUCAUUGUCGUUUUUUCUUGUGAGGUUUUCUCAAUUUAUUGACAGUAAUGUUUGAGUGAAAAAUAACAACAACAAACUUGGAUCAUCUUGAUUGUUGUACACUUGUGGAUUCAAACUCAAUGUUGUAUUCUCAGUCUUUGCCUUUCUUACCCAGACGUGACUGUUUAAUGUCAUGUGUAGAUGUAUCGCACCACAAUUUGCUUUUUCCAGAUUAGUUGGCUGUAUUUUUAAUUAAUUAUUUAACUAUUGCCUUUUCUUUUACGUUGUUGUUGUUAUCAACCUUGUUUUCAUAAUUGCUACUUUCUAUGCUUUAUUUUGUACUUUUUUUUUUUUUUACCAAAAUAAAUUCAAAGACACAAGUGAAA
Pseudoliparis swirei is the source of this 4256-nucleotide messenger RNA. It is a transcript of the gene kif19, whose product is annotated as kinesin family member 19. Gene Ontology annotation, molecular function: microtubule binding; microtubule motor activity; ATP binding. NCBI's taxonomy places the organism in Eukaryota, Metazoa, Chordata, Actinopteri, Perciformes, Liparidae. Gene Ontology annotation, biological process: microtubule-based movement. The coding region runs from base 325 to 3423 and encodes 1032 amino acids. The record is from RefSeq and is a predicted model, not a curated record. The transcript has 20 exons.